CGCUGGCGCGCGGCAAGGCGCAGAGGCUGAGCUCCGGGACGGCGAGCGGAUCGGCCGCGGCUCCCAGGCGGCUGGCUUGCACGGUAAGCGGAGGCAGCUGAAGCCAGGCCUUGGUUAUGCCAAGUUCCCUCUGCUCUGCAUGCUCACAGCUUCUCCACUCACUCCACCCAGUGACCUGUGCCACCCACUCCCGACCACGUGAGAAGAAGCCAUCUUCACCUGAUCACAGCCAUGAACUUCCUCCGCCGCCGUCUCUCCGACAGCAGCUUUGUGGCCAACCUACCCAACGGCUACAUGACGGACCUCCAGCGCCCAGACAGCUCCAUCAGCUCCCCUGCUUCCCCGGCCACGGAGAGGAGGCACACCCAGCCCCUGGCGGCCUCCUUCUCCUCGCCAGGGUCCAGCCUCUUUAGCUCCUUCUCCAGUGCCAUGAAGCAGCCCCCUCAGGCCCCCUCAGGGUUCAUGGAGCCCCCAGUUCCCCCCACACCUGUUGUUCAGAGACCACGGGUGCUGUUGGUGAUUGACGAUGCUCAUACCGACUGGUCUAAGUAUUUCCACGGGAAGAAGGUGAAUGGAGAGAUUGAGAUCCGAGUGGAACAGGCUGAAUUCUCUGAGCUGAACCUUGCCGCCUAUGUGACCGGGGGCUGUGUGGUGGACAUGCAAGUCGUCAGAAAUGGGACCAAAGUUGUGAGAUCCUUCAAGCCAGAUUUUAUCCUGGUCCGCCAGCAUGCCUACAGCAUGGCUCUAGGUGAAGAUUACCGCAGCCUGGUCAUCGGCCUGCAGUAUGGAGGGCUGCCUGCCGUCAACUCCCUCUACUCCGUCUACAACUUCUGCAGCAAGCCCUGGGUGUUCUCUCAGCUCAUUAAGAUCUUUCACUCCCUGGGCCCUGAGAAGUUCCCGCUGGUGGAGCAAACAUUUUUCCCCAAUCAUAAGCCAAUGCUCACAGCCCCGCACUUCCCUGUGGUGGUCAAGUUGGGACAUGCCCACGCCGGUAUGGGAAAGAUCAAAGUGGAAAACCAACAUGACUACCAAGACAUCACCAGUGUGGUGGCCAUGGCCAAGACCUAUGCCACCACCGAGGCUUUCAUCGACUCCAAGUACGACAUCCGGAUCCAGAAGAUCGGUUCCAACUACAAGGCUUACAUGAGAACCUCCAUCUCUGGAAACUGGAAGGCCAAUACAGGCUCUGCCAUGCUGGAGCAGGUGGCCAUGACCGAGAGGUACCGGCUGUGGGUGGACAGCUGCUCAGAAAUGUUCGGCGGCCUGGACAUCUGCGCCGUCAAGGCGGUCCACAGCAAGGAUGGCCGAGAUUACAUCAUCGAGGUGAUGGACAGUUCCAUGCCCCUGAUUGGAGAGCACGUGGAAGAGGACAAACAGCUGAUGGCCGACCUUGUCAUCUCCAAAAUGAGCCACCUGCUGGCGCCAGGGGCCACGGUGCCCUCACCCCUGAGACCCUGGGCUCCACAGAUUAAGCCUGUGAAAUCCCCUGGACAGGCCCAGCUGGGCCCUCAGCUAGGACAGCCCCAGCCCCGGCCACCUCCACAAGGGAGCCCUCGCCAAGCUCAGUCUCCUCAACCCCCGAGGUCCAGAAGCCCCUCCCAGCAGAGGCUUUCCCCACAAGGCCAGCAGCCACUGAGUCCCCAAUCCGGCUCACCACAGCAGCAGAGGUCACCAGGCUCCCCACAGCUAGCCCGAGCGUCAGGAGGUGGCUCCCCAAACCAGGCGGCCAAGCCGGGCUCAACCCUCCCCUCGUUGCCCCGGCCCCCGGCGCAGGGCCGCAGCACCUCCCAGCAGGGCGAGGAGCCCAAGAAGGCAGCACAGCCCCAUCCUCACCUCAACAAAUCUCAGUCCCUGACCAACAGCCUCAGUACCUCGGACACCUCGCAGCGCGGGCCUCCCAGUGAAGACGAGGCCAAGGCCGAGACUAUCCGCAACUUGAGAAAAUCGUUCGCCAGCCUGUUCUCUGACUAAGCCAGUCAGGUCAGGGGUGGGGUCAGGGGAGGGCCACAGGGCUCCAGUGCACCUUCCUCUCCUGCCUCGUCCUGCUCCCUAGGCCGCUGCUUCCAGAACGGGGGCUCAGAACACACUUGCUAAAUGCCUUUGACCCAGGAACUGAUUCGUUACCAUUUCUCUUGACCUUGACCAUUUCAUUCCAGUGGCACUGUCUGAGCCUCCAGGUUUCUUGGGACAGCCUCCAUCAGAGGCAUCCCAUGGCUCUGCCCACGCUCAUGCUAGCCCCCCUGCCUCAGAUCACCAAGCGAGACAUCUGUGUGUAGCUGGCUGCCACAUUUCUGGCUAGGAUUUUGCUUCCCUUUGGGUGCGAGCCCAACUCAGACUUUGCCCUACCUGCCUCAUACACAGGUACUUGUGGCCAGACCUCAGCGACAGAGGAGGCAAUAAUCUUGUCACAGUGUUUCACACACGAAAAGAGACAAGCCCGGCUAGAGAACCUUCCCCUGCUCUCCCCUCUUCUGUUCUUGCUAGACUUCCCCUCGGAGCAGGCAGGAAAAGCCCCAUCACAGCCAGCUCCCAGUGGGAAUCUUGGGACAACAGGAGUCCUUUGUAGUGGGUAGGGCCUUUCAGGACACAACCCAAACAGAGAGCGGAUCCACCUUGGAGAGGCCACUCACCCAGGGCAUUAUUGUCACUGGACAGCAGCCAGCAGGCCCCAGGUUCUGGUGGGGAUCACGACUGGUUCCCAAAAGGACAAGGGGCCCAGAACUUCCCGUGGAAAGGGUUAGGUUAGGGCUCCUGUGCACAUUCUGUGUGACAUCACUGCUUGGUCCCUCUGGCCUGCCACAUAGAGUGUCUCCUCUGCAGGUGCAUGUCAGGAAUCGGCAUGAAUCAAGGGGUCAGUGGCCAGGGGUUAGAAAGUGCGACGAUAACCAUCGGGUUCCAUGUUUUGCAGACUGUACAGUGAGGCACAGGUCAAGGAUGCCUGGAAGCAUGAGGCCUAUGUCUUUUGGGACAUAUGCAGUGCAUGACACAGGAACUAGGGCUUUGCAGUUUGUGUAGGAAAGAACUCAGUUUUGACUUUAUUUCAUCCAAACUUAUCUGAUGAAACAAGUGAACUGCAGAACUGGAAACUGAUUUUGACUCCCUUCCCAGGACUCUCCCCCUUACAAGGCAGAGAGCAUCCCACAUAGAGCAUCCCAAAUCACCAAGCACCAGGUGCUAGGAGCAUCAUAGGUGCCAACAGCAUCCUCCUGGUCCUGAAAGAUGCCAGGGCAUCAGUAACAGCCAUGUGACUCAGCCUCUGUUUGCCACCUGGGGAAGUCAUCCCCUCACUCAUCACAGAGCCCUUUCUAAUCAAACCCAGGAGAUGCUGAUUGCUUGGUAACCAGCUGAGACCUGCCCAGGUUCCUGAAGCAUAGACAGCCACCACUACCUGCUUGGUUCUCCAAUCCCAGAAACCCUCUCCUGCUGAGUGAUUUAGGUCACUUUGACCUUAGAAGAACCCAGUUGCCAGCUAGUUUCUAACCAUUGGCUAGAGCCUGGCUCAGGACUCAGAGCGAUAGGUUAGCACCUGCCCACGCGGCUGUCAGAGAUCCACUUGGCCCUCAGAGUGUCACUCUCUCUCGCCCUCUGCCCUCUGUCAUGAUCAGGCCUCGAGAAGUUAAGGGUCACUAGUGUAAGUUAUCCCUGGAGGUGCAGGAUUGGGGUGUGGAGAGACCAGAGCACUUGUCUGGUG
Ochotona princeps (American pika) is the source of this 3691-nucleotide messenger RNA. It is a transcript of the gene SYN3, whose product is annotated as synapsin III. Bases 232 to 1971 code for a protein of 579 amino acids. NCBI's taxonomy places the organism in Eukaryota, Metazoa, Chordata, Mammalia, Lagomorpha, Ochotonidae. The record is from RefSeq and is a predicted model, not a curated record. The transcript is spliced from 14 exons. Gene Ontology annotation, biological process: neurotransmitter secretion. Gene Ontology annotation, cellular component: synaptic vesicle; synaptic vesicle membrane. Gene Ontology annotation, molecular function: ATP binding.